Molecule: messenger RNA, 3043 nt
Organism: Haliotis rubra (blacklip abalone)
Lineage: Eukaryota; Metazoa; Mollusca; Gastropoda; Lepetellida; Haliotidae
Product: sodium-dependent multivitamin transporter-like
Exons: 15
Coding region: 193-2205 (670 amino acids)
Biological process (GO): transmembrane transport; sodium ion transport
Cellular component (GO): membrane
Molecular function (GO): symporter activity
Source: RefSeq, a predicted model, not a curated record
AUAAACCUGCAUGCAAUUGAGGGAGAUCGGUUUUUCGACAACAGGGUCUUGCUGAGGUGUGUUGCGCGACUGGGCGUCUGGAUAGUACAAAGCGGGUUCACUGUGAGUCCAAGUUGUGCUUCCUCAGUCAAGAGUCGCUGUGUAACAGUACAGACGGAACAUCUUCUUGUGCCUUGGUUUCCGUUCUUCAUCAUGUCGGAAGGCUACAGUUACCAAACUGGAAAGCGAAACACUUUCCACGCCGCUGACUAUGUCAUCUUCGCUAGUAUCCUUGUCAUCUCCGCCUCCAUCGGCAUCUUCUACGCCAUCCGCGACAGAAAAAAGAACAAUCUCCGUCAGUUUCUCAUGGCAGGUAAAGACAUGAACGCCAUUCCCGUGGCGUUAUCGUUGUUGGCGAGUUUUAUGUCGGCGAUCACGUUGCUUGGGACUCCGGCGGAGAUGUAUAACUUCACGACGGUAUAUUGGUGGAUCGGCAUUUCUUAUUUCUUCGUCAUUGCUGCAGCCGCUCACAUCUUCAUCCCGAUAUUCUACAACCUCAAGGUUACAAGUGCUUAUGAAUACCUCGAGUACCGGUUUGGGAAAACAAUCCGUACUGCAGGAUCCAUGACAUUCGCGGUACAGAUGGUGCUGUACAUGGCCAUCGUGUUGUACGCCCCGUCCCUCGCCCUGAACGCCGUGACUGGUUUCACCCUCUGGGGCUCUGUCAUAUCCGUCGGAGUGGUCUGCACUCUCUACACAACCAUCGGUGGGAUGAAGGCGGUGUUAUGGACGGACACCUUCCAGAUCGGGAUGAUGUUCGCAGGGCUGUUCGCGGUCCUCAUCAAGGGGUCCAUGGUUCUCGGCGGAUUCGCUAAUGCCUGGAAGAUCGCUGAACGCAACGAGAGAAUCGUCAUAUAUGACUUCAGUCCAGAUCCAUCCGUCCGUCACAGCGUGUGGUCUCUUGUGAUUGGUGGAUUCUUCACAUGGGUGGCCGUCUACGGAACCAAUCAGGCACAAGUUCAGCGUGCGUGCACGUGCCCCACUUUGAAGAAAGCUCAGCUCGCCAUCUGGAUUAACUUUCCCGGCCUCUGCCUCAUCCUCUACGUCUGCUGCCUCAUCGGCAUCGUUCUGUAUGCCUUCUACAGCUUAUGCGACCCACUCCGCUUCGGCCUGGUCAGCGCUUCGGACCAGCUCCUCCCUCUGUUUGUGAUGGACGUGUUGGGGAACAUCACGGGACUUCCGGGUCUGUUCGUCGCCUGCAUCUUCAGUGGCGCCCUCAGCACCGUGUCCUCGGGCCUCAACUCCUUGGCGGCCGUUCUGCUGGAGGACGUAGUCAAGUCCUACAUCGCCAAGAAUCUGUCUGAAGAACGGGCCACGCUAAUCUCGAAGAUCAUAGCGCUGGUCCUGGGCGGCGUGUGUUUGGGCUUGACGUAUGUGGCCUCACUCCUGGGUGGUGUCUUACAGGCGGCCCUGUCUCUCUUCGGCAUGAUCGGCGGACCACUCCUCGGGUUGUUCACGCUCGGAAUGAUCUUCCCGUGGGCUAACAAGUGGGGAGCCGGCGCCGGCCUGGGCACCAGCCUCGUUAUGAUGUUCUGGAUCGGUAUAGGAGCCCAGGUGUACAAACCCCCUCAACCCAAGCCUCCUACCAACAUCACAGGCUGCAACUGGAACCUCACAACGACAGUCGCACCUGUCACCGUCUCUGGUGUUAUGUCCUCCAUAUCUACAGUCGCCACGACGACACUCAACAACGCCACAACCGUGGCAGCUACUGUAGAAAGGUCACCUGACUACUAUCUCUACACCCUGUCCUAUCUGUGGUACAGCGCCACCGCCGUCCUCAUUGUCGUCGUCGUCGGUCUCAUCGUCAGCUUCCUCACAGGUCCCACCAAGGCGUCCUCCGUCGACCCCCGCCUCAUCUGCCCAAUCUUCGAUAUCGUCUUCCCCUUCUCUUUCCUGCCGGAAUGCAUCAGAAAGCCUCUGCGUUUUGGCGUCAACCACGAAGGGAAGUACGACAGGCCCAGCCUGUCUUGCAAGAUGACCCCUGCCGAACUGAAGGCUGGCGAGCAGUACCGACACAGCGGCGGCCCGGUGCACAUCGGUACACACGAGGUAGAGAAGGGGGAGGGGCUGGACAAGAACGGUCUGGGAGGUGGGGCCGACAAUCCAGGAUUCGACCCACCGCCGUACAGUGAAACGUUUGAACAACCCAGUACACGGCUAUGAGAAAGGUUGUAAAUGGUGCAUAGUAUACAAAAGUUCUGUUCUAGAUAUCUCCACAUCUCUAACAAAUCCCAGUGACUCCAACAUAUCUGUUUGUGCCGCGCUACGGGAUGGCUCAGUAGGAUGCAAUGUUCCAAGAAUGAUGCUCGAACAGAGUACAAACCUGGACUCAGAUGAUUGCGGUAUUGUUUAUCUCCGUGGAUACAUAACAUGUUUGUUUGGCGUAGGACUUAACGCGUGAUAUAACCUUAGGGCGUGUACAGCUGUAUACAAUCAGACAAUAAUAUGUCGAGGAACAGUUUACGUUUGCUCCACUAAAUUCUUAAUUUGAAGAAAAUAAUUCACAAAAUCAUCAAGCUUAAUGACCAUGUCAACAUUAUUAGCAUCAAUUGAAUAAAAAGGCAGCGCAUCCCUGCAGUACCUCCCCACCCAAAUGUUUGUUAAAACAUUAAAACCGAGCAGGUGACUGACUCUCCAAGUAUACGAUCUGUAACGAGAGUUUUCAACUCAUAUUGCAAUGAUCCUGUAAUGCUAUUAAUGUCUUUGGUUGCUGGGUGACGCGGCGCCCACUGAAAUGCUCAUGUUGACAUGUCACGAGUCCCAUUGCGAAGGUCAGGCGCGUAGCAAGCCGUUUUUAUCGUGUAAGCCCAAUAGGUUGCAAAGCUUCAUAUUUCGAUAGUAUUGAGGGCUUGCCUAUUUUUUUUCAACAAUCAAUUGUAAGCCCGGGCUUUUUGUUGUAAUAGUAGCUACGCCCCUUGCUGUUGUCGGAUUAUAUUAAUAUUUUCAGAUAUGUUCACUGUAUAUUUUUUUAAUAUUUGAAAUAAAGUAUAUUUCGUAUUAA